Gambusia affinis (western mosquitofish) is the source of this 687-nucleotide messenger RNA. It is a transcript of the gene chtf8, whose product is annotated as CTF8, chromosome transmission fidelity factor 8 homolog (S. cerevisiae). The coding region runs from base 131 to 544 and encodes 137 amino acids. Gene Ontology annotation, cellular component: Ctf18 RFC-like complex. Gene Ontology annotation, biological process: mitotic sister chromatid cohesion. Lineage: Eukaryota; Metazoa; Chordata; Actinopteri; Cyprinodontiformes; Poeciliidae. The transcript has 3 exons. The record is from RefSeq and is a predicted model, not a curated record.
ACUUUCCGGUUGGCGGGAAGCUGAAUGUAAACAGAACAGUUCGGAUUCCUUGUACAGUCGUUUUGCCUUUAUCUUAAUGAACGUUUUCAUGCGGGUUUAAAGACGCUCCGGCCGGUUGGUUUUCAGCAGGAUGGUUCAGAUAUUCAUACGGGGCAGCGUGGACGGCAGCAGCCCUCCAGAGUGGCUGCUGGUGGAGCUGCAGGGAGAGAUGAUGUCCAGACGCAACUCUGGGCUGGCGGGUAACGUGAUGGGAGACCUGCUCUACACCAAGGAGGGGGUGCCGGUGCUGGUCGUAGGACAUCACAUUCUCUACGGGAAGCAGGUCAAACUGGAGAAACCCUUCGCUGUCCUCACCAAACACUCCGGACAUUCACAGGACACUGAUGCUGCCGGUGACGUUACCAUGGAAACGGACCAUCAAGAACCUUCCUCUUCCUCAUCCUCUUCCUCCACGUCCUACUCGGUGUCGGCUCUCAUCAAACGGAAACUGAUCUUUAAGACUCGCCCCAAACCCAUCAUCACAAAUGUUCCCAAGAAAGUAUAGAAGGACGAUUACUGGCCGGUCCAAACGGGUCAGAGGCUGGUUCUGUGUUUUAAAGUGCUGCUUUGUGACGUUUUUCUCCUCUGUUUGGGUUGAAAUGUUUCUCUCUCCUAUUCCUAACGUAAUUAAAUGAUAUCUAAACUGCA